Molecule: messenger RNA, 2258 nt
Organism: Brassica rapa (field mustard)
Lineage: Eukaryota; Viridiplantae; Streptophyta; Magnoliopsida; Brassicales; Brassicaceae
Product: glycine-rich RNA-binding protein 2
Biological process (GO): actin filament-based movement
Cellular component (GO): actin filament
Source: RefSeq, a predicted model, not a curated record
CACAUCGUGCUUUCAGGUCAUUUUUGGCUCGAGCCUUUGUGUAGUAGUAAUCACACUGUUGGUAAUGCCUAGCUGUCAAUGCAGCCACAAUACUACGUGCUUAUGACUUGGACUUGCUUAACAACUUCUCAACUCUCAUUCCUUCUUCUCUCUCUUCUACUUGUUACCAAGAUGAUAUGAUUAGUCUCCGUGUUUGUUGUGUUCUUUACCUGAGUUGAUAGCGUUAGGGGACUGGAGGCUGUGCAACAAGUUCUUCAAACCGGGGCAUCUCGCUGCGGACUGCACGAACGACAAGGCAUGCAAAAACUGCUGGACGUCAUGUCACUUAGCUCGUGAUUGCUAGAACGAUCCAGUCUGUAACAUUUGCAGCAUCUCGGGACAUGUUGUCAGACAAUGCCCAAAAGGGGACAGCAGUUACUCUGACAGAGAUGGAUUGAGUAAAGGGAAGAGAAGGUGCUGGUUCUAUGAUAAGAUGGCACAGCUGUGGUGGCCGAGGACAUAUGGCUUACGAGUGCCCAUCUGCUCGGCUCGCUAACUGUGGAGGCCGCCGUUACUGAAGUUUUAAAAUCAACCAAUCGAAGUUCAUUCUUCUUCAUACUCUUUAGGUUCAUGUUUGGUGAUUCUAAGCUCUGCUCUCUUGUUUUACUUACUUUGUAUUUUUUACUGUUGGAAUGAGUCAAAGUUGGUUUUAUGAGGUUUUAGACAUUGAUUGUGUUAUAUGAAAUUUGAAAUAGAUGGAGAGUUUUAAGUUUUCAGAAUCCAUUUUUAUUACAAAACAUUGGUUAUCAAUCUUGAAUUAUUGAAAAGGAUUGGUUUAAGGAGGAUAAUCUUGUGGUAUGCAAGUAAAUGUAUUUUGUGAGCAAGCCAUUCAUAGUUCAUCUGGGUAUCUAUUAAACAAUUCGUAAAAGAUCAAAUUGAUUAUAUACAAUGAAACUCUUAGUGGGAGAUAAACGGUGGACCAGUUUCAUGACUAAGUAGAUGAAAUGAAAUUGGAUAACUUUCAAGGUAAGUAUAAAUAACCGUACCAAAUACUCCACAAAUACCAACUUGCAAAAAAAGUUUGAUUGAAUAUAAUGCGUUAGUGGCAUCAUUGCCUAAGUUUUCUUUUUGUAUUGUUGACAAAAAAGAAGAAGAAGAAGAAGAAAGAUGUUCAUUGAAGGAGAAGACAGAGUAUUGAUUGGUUGGUACCACCACUAGUAGUGUUACCUAAGGGAUCUCUCUUCUUCUUCUUUGUGUAUAUAAUCACUUAAUAAUUAGUUUUUUUUUGUUGGUUAACUAGGAAGAGUUGAUCAUAUAUAGGAAUAUUUUCUACGUCUUUAUAAGAAACCUUCUGUAUUGAGCUAACUAAUUAUGUCAAUAUACGUUUGUAAAGAAUACACAUAAUAAGUUGACAAAAACAUUAUUACGAGCCUCUUCUUUUCUUCAUCUUCAGGACAAAACAAAUAUUAUUGUAGGACCAAAACAUUAUUCUGGGUAGGACCAAACCUAACUGCCAGUGAGAAGUUUUUUUUUUUUUUUUUUCAUUUAAGGGUAAAAACAAAUGGACUAUAAAGAGAGGACCAAAUCGAAGAAGCUGUCAUAUCAAAUCAAAGAAAACAAUACAAACUUUGUGGAAAAUCAAGAAAAAUGAAGACAAGUUCGUCAUUGGUGGUUAUCUUUCUCCUCGUACUGAUCUUGCAAACUAACAAACUAGAGAGUGGGCAUGUCCAUUCCACUGAUCAAGACACAGUCAAGAACAUCAACAACAACAUUGAUAAAAGCAACAUAGCCACCAAAAUAGUUCUCAAGGACAAGAAAAUAUCAAGUCAUGGUGGAGGAAGCAAUAGCUAUAGAUGGGGAGGUGGCGGCGGUGGAGGAGGAGGAAGUGGCGGUGGAGGUGGUGGUGGUGGUGGUGGAGGAGGAGGUGGUGGCGGUGGGGGCGGAGGUGGUGGAUGGGGAUGGGGAGGAGGAGGAGGUGGUGGUAGAGGAUGGUACAAAUGGGCUUGUGGCCGCGGAGGAGGAAGAGAAGGAAGAGGAGAAUUUGUGAAAAGAGAAUAUGCAGAGUGCAAGGGAAAAGGGAAAUGUAGAGGAAAGAGAUUGGAAUGUCCUCAACAUUGUGGAGGUUUUUGUUUUUAUGAUUGUCUCUUUCUCUGCAAACCGCAUUGCCGUCGUUAGAGAGAUAUAUUGCUUGUUUUCAACGAUCCUAAUUUUUUUUAUGAUUUCUUUGUUUUUUUUUUGUUGUUGUUAUACCCUUAGUUCUUAAAGUUUCUUCUCUAAUC